Molecule: messenger RNA, 9564 nt
Organism: Amphiprion ocellaris (clown anemonefish)
Lineage: Eukaryota; Metazoa; Chordata; Actinopteri; Pomacentridae
Gene: myo9aa
Product: myosin IXAa
Exons: 45
Coding region: 462-8504 (2680 amino acids)
Biological process (GO): intracellular signal transduction
Cellular component (GO): myosin complex
Molecular function (GO): protein binding; ATP binding; microfilament motor activity
Source: RefSeq, a predicted model, not a curated record
GGCGGCGUGAACGCGCAGCGUAGUGGCCGCACUGAUUAGCAAAAGCAAAGAGGAGUUUUGAGCGAGGAGCUGCGAAGCGAAGGGGCUGCCUUUUAAUUACACCCGAACACGCUGGGAUUAAAAAGAGAGAGAAAAAGAAUGUUUUCUGCGCCGCGGACUUGAAUGUCGAAGGACUUUGUUCGGGAGUCGAGCGUCCGGAGAGAGAAGAAAAACAAAUUAAUCCAGUGGGAAUGCACCGAAUUAAAUAGAGACUUAGGUUUUUUUUUUUUGUUUUGUUUUUUUGGUGCGUGGCUACAAGUGUGCGCGGCUCUGCAGAAGAAGCCUGAAAGAGACGAAGGAAACUUGAGUGAAACGUUGAGUUCAGCUCCCCUCUGGAGCGGUGAUGUCUUGAUGGUGGCCCCUCCAGCCCAGUGAAGGAGUCCCAGUGCCGGGCCGCUGCUAAUGGGAACUCCUGCUCCGCCAUGAGCUCUCGAGAUGGCGGUGUCGGUGGAAUGGGCACGCUGGGCCGACGGCAACGCUUCGAGAACUCGGAGUUCACCGUGCGCAUCUACCCGGGCGCCCUGGCCGAGGGCACCAUCUACUGCCCCAUCAGCGCCCGCAAGACCACCACGGCCGCCGAGGCCAUCGAACGCAUCAUCGAACGGCUGCAGCUGGACCGCACCAGGUGUUACGUUCUGGCCGAGGUGAAGGAGUUCGGCGGGGAGGAAUGGGUCCUGAACCCCUGCGACUGUCCCGUGCAGAGGAUGAUGCUUUGGCCUCGAGUGGCGCUGGAGCACCGGCCGCUUUCUGGCGGCGAGGAUUACCGCUUCCUCCUCAGGCAGAAGAACCUGGACGGCUCCAUCCACUAUGGUGGCAGCCUCCAGAUGUGGCUGCAGGUGACGGAGGAGCGCCGGCGGAUGGUGGAGCGUGGACUGCUACCUCAGCCGGAAUCUCAGGGCAACCAUGCCGACCUGUGCUGCCUGCCGGAGCUCAACGAGCGCUCGCUGCUGGACAACCUGCGCUCGCGGUUCCGCCACGAGAAGAUCUACACUUACGUGGGAAGCAUCCUCAUCGUCAUUAACCCCUUCAAGUUCCUGCCCAUCUACAACCCCAAGUAUGUGAAGAUGUAUGAUAAUCAUACGCUGGGAGAUCUGGAGCCUCAUAUUUACGCCGUGGCAGACGUGGCCUACCAUGCCAUGCUGCAGAGACAGAGGAACCAGUGUAUCGUCAUAUCUGGGGAGAGCGGCUCUGGGAAGACGCAGAGCACCAACUUCCUCAUUCAUCAUCUGACCGCUCUCAGCCAGAAGGGUUUCGCCAGCGGAGUGGAGCAGAUAAUCCUGGGGGCUGGGCCAGUAUUAGAGGCGUUUGGGAACGCCAAGACGGCACACAACAACAACUCCAGUCGCUUUGGGAAGUUCAUCCAGGUGAACUACCAGGAGAGCGGCACCGUCAGAGGAGCUUAUGUGGAGAAAUACCUCCUGGAGAAGUCCAGACUCGUCUAUCAAGAGCACAAUGAGCGAAACUACCAUGUGUUUUACUACCUGCUGGCAGGAGCGAGUGAAGAAGAGAGGAUCGCCUUUCACCUCAAGAAGCCUGAAGAAUAUCAUUACCUCAGUCAGAUGACAAAGACAACCCGCCAACUGCACUGGGACAGUUACUGUGACAGUGAACCGGACUGCUUCACUGUGGAAGGAGAGGACCUGAAGCAUGACUUUGAGAGGCUUCAGCUGGCCAUGGAGAUGGUGGGAUUCCUCCCUGCCACACGAAAACAGAUCUUCUCUCUGCUGUCGGCCAUCCUCCACCUGGGCAACAUCCGCUACAAGAAGAAGACCUACAGGGACGACUCCAUAGACAUCUGUAACCCGGAGGAGCUGCCGGUCGUCUCAGAGCUGCUGGAGGUCAAAGAAGAGAUGCUGUUUGAAGCUCUGACAACGAGGAAGACGGUUACUGUGGGAGAGAAGCUGAUUGUUCCCUACAAACUGGCCGAGGCUAACACGGUGAGAGACUCCAUGGCCAAGUCUCUGUACUCGGCUCUGUUUGACUGGAUCGUCUUCAGGAUCAACCACGCUCUGCUCAACAUCAAGGACCUGGAGGAGACCACCAAGAUCCUGUCCAUCGGGGUGCUCGACAUUUUCGGUUUUGAGGAUUACGAGAACAACAGCUUCGAGCAGUUCUGCAUCAACUUCGCCAACGAGCGUCUGCAGCACUACUUCAACCAGCACAUCUUCAAACUGGAACAGGAGGAAUAUCGGGUUGAAGGCAUCAGCUGGAGGAACAUCGACUACAUCGACAACACGGGAUGCAUCAACCUGAUCAGCAAGAAGCCCACGGCGCUGUUCCACCUGCUGGAUGAAGAGUGCAAUUUCCCCCAAGCCACCAACCAGACUCUGCUGGAUAAGUUCAAGCGGCAGCAUGAAGGGAACAGCUACAUCGAGUUCCCUGCCGUCAUGGAGCCGGCCUUCAUCAUCCGACACUACGCCGGCAAGGUCAAGUACGGCGUCAAGGAUUUCAGGGAGAAGAACACGGACCACAUGCGUCCGGACAUCGUGGCGUUACUGAAGAGCAGCAAGAACGCCUUCAUCUGCAGCCUGAUCGGCAUCGACCCGUCGGCCACGUUCCGCUGGGCGGUUCUCCGAGCCUACUUCAGGGCCCUGGUGGCCUUCAGGGAGGCUGGGAAGAGGCACACACAGAAGAAGACUGGGCAUGAUGGCGCUGCUCCCUGUGCAGUAUUGAAAAGUGUGGAUAGUUUUAGCUUUCUGCAGCACCCUGUGCAUCAGAGAAGCUUAGAGAUCCUGCAGAGAUGCAAAGAGGAGAAGUACAGUGUGACCAGAAAGAGUCCACGUACGCCGCUGUCCGACCUUCAGGGAAGCAACACCAUCAAUGAGAAAUCACCGCGAAGUUCUCCGGGCCUCGGCUGGAACGGUCGCGUGGGUCGACAGACCCGCUUGUCGUCCACUAGCUCCUCCACAGAAGAAGACGGCAUCUUCGUCAACUCCGCCAGCAGCAAACUCCUGGAGAGAGCCCACGACAUCCUCAUGAGGAACAAAAACUACAAAUCAAAGCCAGUUCUUCCGAAGCAUCUGUUGAAUGUGAAGUCCCUGAAGUACCUGAGCAACCUGACGCUUCACGACCGCAUCACCAAGUCGCUGCUUCACCUCCAUAAGAAGAAGAAACCUCCCAGCAUCAGCGCACAGUUCCAGGCCUCCCUCAAUAAGCUGAUGGAGACUCUGGGUCAAUCUGAGCCUUAUUUUGUCAAGUGCAUCCGUUCCAAUGCUGAGAAGCUGCCCCUCCGGUUUAAUGAUAACCUGGUGCUCAGGCAGCUGCGCUACACCGGCAUGCUGGAGACAGUCCGCAUCCGCCAGUCGGGUUACAACAUCAAGUACAGCUUCAAGGAUUUUGUGCAUCACUUCUGUGUGCUGCUCCCAGAGGGCACCAGGGCCACCAGGGAGGGAAUCCAGCAGAGUCUGGACCAGCUGGAUCUGCAGCCCGAUGGCUUCCAAGUGGGAAAGACGAUGGUGUUUCUACGGGAGGCCGAGCGUCAGCGGCUGCAGGCGUUGCUCCACAGGGAAGUCCUCCGACUCAUCGUCGCGCUGCAGCGCCGCUUCAGAGCUCGACUGGAGAGGAAGCAGUUUGUUCGGAUGAGGGAGGCGGCGACCUGCAUCCAGAAAUGGUGGCGUUCCUACCAGUCCAUAGAGGAGGACGAUGAGGACGAAGACCCCGGCGUCCAGGAGGGGGCAGCAUUGUGUCUGCAGACCCACUGGAGAGGCUUCAGGGAGCGUCGGAGGUUCAGGCUGUGGAGGGAAGCUGCUCUGGUGCUGCAGAGGGCCUGGAGGCUGUGGAUCUGUCGCCGCUGUAUGGCAGCUCUGGUCAUCCAGACGGCCUGGCGCUGUCACCGAGCCAGAGAGGAAUACCUGCAUCUGUACGCCGCUGUGGUCCGACUACAGGCCAUCAGCAGAGGCUACCUCACCAGGAACAGCUUCAAGAAACUAACAGAACAAAGACUGAGGGAGAAACAGGAGCAGGAGGAGAAGCUGCUUCAGCUGCAGAAUGGCCAGGUGAAGCUCUCCCCAGAGGAGGAGGACUCACCUGAGAAGAUCAUGGGGCUGGACCUCAGCACUUGGGAAGAUUGUUCCUACGAGCAGCGAGAAAGAAGCCUCCAGAACCUCAGCAGCCAGAAGGACGUGGUCAAGGAGGACGGAGAAGCAGAAGAUGUUAGAACUAAAGCUCAGCCUGAAGCACCGUCCUCAGUCCCAGCCUCCUCUGUGGUGGUCCGAGAGAGAUCCAGAACCGUGGACGAGCCGAGCCAGAAAACCACCCGGGCCAAGAGGGAGAGCCGGCGGAUGAGAGAGCUGGAGCAGGCCAAGUUCAGCCUGGAGCUCCUCAAGGUUCGGGCGAACAGCGGCGGAGCUUCUUCCCCCUCCGAGGAACACCGGCGGUGGUCCGUUGAGCUGGUUCCCCCUGCGAGCCCACCUGUUCAUUCUCCACAAGGAACCCCCGACAGCCAGAGCUCCAAAGGCAGCUUCGAGCUUCUCAUGGUGGACGAGGAGCCGCCCAAGGCUACAGAGGAGGUGACAGACAGCGAGGACCCCUGCUCCCCCGUUCCCCUGGUCACCCCGGUAUCUGAGCCCAGCGUGGAGGUGAUUUCAACGAGUCCAAAGCCAGCAGAACCACAGAAGACCAGGGUUUGUGAUGGCCCAACCAGAAUGGAGCCAGCGGCCUCCACACAUCCGCCCAAGAUCAAGAACUACCUCCCAACCUUCUACGUCCCUGCUAGUGAGGCCAGCGCAGUGGUUUCCCAUCAGCCUGCCGAGGAACCUCAACAGAACAAAGAGGCCGCCACAUCUACCACCAUCUCCAAGCCUGUCAAAGAGAGACGGGAGUCGGCACGUCGCCCGGUGGUGGUGGUCAUCAGCAUGCAGAAGGAAACACCGCUAAGCGAAGAGCUGAGCGGCGGCGUCCGUCCCUCGGUGGAAGUUCGAGAUUCUGCAGCCCAGACGGGGGAUUCGACGCCUUCAAAACCAGAACCAGAACCAGCUGCUGCUCCAGCCGCCGUCCCUCCGGGUGACCAGACCGUCAUAGAGAAACUGGUCCGACUGAAUGAGGAGAAAGAGGAGAGGCAGCGGAACCAGCGACAGCAGAACGAGAAGGAGAUGAUGGAGCAGAUCCGACAGCAGAAGGAAGUCCUGGAGCGGCAGCGGCUUUUCUUCGCUCAGUACGAGAGGGACAUGUUUGAGAAGCAGAAAGGAGAGGCGCUGCACAGGAUCCAGCAGAGUCGGCAGGGCGGCCAGGACCUUGGUGGAACCUCCAGCAGACCCAUCAGACCCAGCUCGCUGCUGAUUGAGAGAGCAGCAGGUCUAGUUCCUCACGCCAGAACCCAGUCAGAGUCGGGUUCAGACAGUGCCCCUCGUCCCCAGCUGCCUCCUCCGCCUGCUUCUGCUCCCAGAGAAAGACGUAAAGACAUGAGGCCUGCUGCUGAAGGAUGGGCGCCCAAACUCACCCUGGAGUCCAGAGACGGAACCAGAGCGAGAGCAGCUGCCAAGAAACCACCGAGUACCCAAGGCACCGCCGUUAGUCUGACGGAUAAACCAGGAAACAUCUUCUUCUCCCCAACGGACAAAGUGACGUUUACAAAUUUUGACAACGAAGCAGCGCCUCAAGACAAAACCCCUGCAGUUGCUCCCAGAGAAGGACUAGCACCGGCCCCCAAGCCUUCUAAAGGACUGAAAGGACGGGAUGUUGGCAGAGUUGGCCAAAAAAAGAAAGCCAGAAUGGCACGGACCCGCUCGGACUUCCUCACCCGUGCCCCUGUCCUCUCGCUGGGGGGCGAUUCAGACGAGGAGGACUAUGACGGCGACGGCCUGGUCAGCCCCCGACAUUACACCCUGCCCCUCUCCAAACAGAGCUCCACGGAGGCAGGCUUAAGGGAGUCCUGUUUCAGUGACUCAGACAUGCCUGGAAGCUCUGAGGAGCAGAAGAAGAUCCACAAAGCCAUGUCUUCUGGAGAUCUGGGCAAAGUGGACUCGCUGCGCAAGAACUCGCAAGAUGGAAGGGUUCGUGGAAAGAUGCGUUUCUGGGGAAAGACCAAGUAUGGAGAUAAGAAGACGUCCAGAGAGAAGCUGAUUUGUGGAGCUGAUUCCCUGGAUGGAGACUAUGGAGACACCGGGCCUCUGCUGGGAGACACAGGUCAGGAGAACAUGUCGCCGCCCUGCAGUCCUGAUCUGACGCUGGAUCGAGGGUUCAGAGACCUGAAGGAACCGUCUCCCAAAGUGAAGCGACGGCGGAGUGUUAAGAUCAGCAGCGUGGCUCUGGAACCGGCUCAGUGGCAGAACGACGCUCUGCAGAUCCUCACCUGCACCAGCGACUACCGGAGCAUGAACGACUUCCUCAUGAAGAAGAUCAAUGACUUGGACACUGAGGACAGCAAGAAGGACACCAUGGUGGACGUCGUGUUUAAAAAGGCUCUGAAAGAAUUCCGUCUAAACAUCUUCAACUCGUACUCCACAGCACUCGCAAUGGACGACGGUAAGAGCAUCCGCUACAAAGACCUCUACGCUCUGUUUGAACACAUCCUGGAGAAAACCAUGAGGCAGGAGCAGAGGGACUGGAGGGAGUCUCCGGUCAAAGUGUGGGUCAACACCUUCAAAGUCUUCCUGGACGAGUUCAUGACGGAGUACAAACCUCUGGACAGCGCAGUCACCAAGCCCGUACCUAAACCUGAACGCAAAAAACGAAGGAAAAAGGACAUGGACAUCGUGGAGGAACACAACGGCCACAUCUUCAAGUCCACCCAGUACAGCAUCCCCACGUACUGCGAGUUCUGCUCCUCACUCAUCUGGAUGAUGGACCGGGCCUGCGUCUGCAAGCUGUGCCGCUACGCCUGCCACAGAAAGUGCUGCCAGAAGACGACCACCAAAUGCAGCAAGAAGUUUGAUCCGGAGCUCUCCUCCAGGCAGUUCGGAGUGGAAGUUUCUCGUCUGACUAACGAUGAGAGGACGGUGCCGCUGGUGGUGGAGAAGCUCAUCAACUACAUCGAGAUGCACGGCCUCUACACCGAAGGAAUCUACAGAAAAUCUGGUUCCACCAACAAAAUCAAGGAGCUGAAGCAGGGCCUGGACACAGAUGUGGACAGCAUGAAUCUGGACGACUACAACAUCCACGUCAUCGCGAGUGUUUUCAAGCAGUGGCUGAGAGAUCUGCCCAACCCUCUGAUGACGUUUGAGCUCUACGAGGAGUUCAUCCGAGCUAUGGGUUUGCAGGAUAAAAAGGAAAUGAUCAGAGGGGUUUAUUCAAUCAUCGACCAGCUCAGCAGAACUCACCUGAACACUCUGGAACGCCUCAUAUUUCACCUGGUCAGGAUUGCUUUGCAGGAGGAGACCAACCGUAUGUCGGCUAACGCUCUGGCGAUAGUCUUUGCUCCCUGCAUCCUCCGCUGCCCCGAUACCAUCGAUCCUCUGCAGAGCGUCCAGGACAUCAGCAAGACCACAGCGUGUGUAGAACUGAUCAUUUGUGAACAGAUGAAUAAGUACAGAGUGCGACUAAAGGACAUCAACACGCUGGAGUUUGCUGAGAAUAAAGCGAAGUGCAAACUGACUCUCAUCCGACGGUCGAUGAGACCAGUACUAAUAGCUGUUAGAUUUAUGAGCAUAAAGCACAUUAUGCAGCCAAAUGCAGCUAAAAAGGGAAAAGGCCACGUACAGCGACUGAGCUACCACACUCCCUCGCCUCCGGUCAGUCCUCGACUGCCGUCUGUGGCCGACCCUGUUAUCGAAGAGAGCGGCAGUGAAGAAGGAGCGGAAUCGUUCGUCGAAAUCUCCAAGCACCAGCAGGCCGCCAUGCAGCAGGAGGAGAGGGUGCUGACAGAACAGAUAGAAAACCUCCAGAAAGAGAAAGAGGAGCUGACCUUCGAGAUGUUGACUCUGGAGCCUCGAGCGUCAGAUGAUGAGACCCUGGAGUCGGAGGCCUCUAUCGGUACAGCUGACAGCUCUGAAAACCUCAACGUGGACUCUGAGGAAACCAUUUCUGACUUCUCUGAGAGAGGUCCAGCGUUGACGUCCCCCUGGCCUCGGAGAUCUGACGGUAAAAGCCCUCGACGCCGAGUUCUCCGCCGGCAGCCUGAAUCCCUGGACUCUGUAGACUCUUGCUCCAGUGUUUCCUCCUAUUCCUCAUCAUCACGCUACCACCCUUCGUCUGCUUCCUCUUCGUCUGCCGCCGCCUCAUGGCGGUUUCGUUUCCACUCCAAGUCUCCCACCGUGGGCUCGGGUCCGGCCCAGGCUCUGAACACAUCUCAGGCCUCUCGAUCCGACAGCUUAGACAGCAGCCAGACGGGAGAUCAAGAAGGCACCUACAACGAAAGGCCUCAGUUCACCAGCCGAGGCACCUUCAAUCCAGAGAAGGGUAAACAAAAACUUAAAGGGGCCCGGCAUUCAACCCUGAGGCACUCCAGAGAAGAAGAAGGCCACGGCAGGGACCCCCCAGAUAUCGCACCGCAUGUGGUUUUGUACGGCAGCAAUGAAUUCAUGGUAUGAAGGACACUGGGACACCAAAGCACUCCCUGUCCAACCCCCUGGCAGGCCUUUAUGUUCUCAACGGGAGGUUAUAGCAACUGAUCUCCUCUCCUCAAAACAAUCUUGCUUAGCCUUUCUUUGUUGAAGUCUGCAGAGAAGCGUCCCCAAGUGCCGCGAACAGUGUUUCCACCUCCACAGGGAGGCGGGGGGACCAGGAAGCAGUGGAAGGGCUCCUCUUCUGUGGACUGAACUGCCACCGAUGCUCUCCAGUGCCUUGGCAGCUCUUUCCUCAGCGCCGACACUGAGCAGGAUUACAGGGAAAAGGGAACGUUGGAAUAUGCGGAAGAAAACUCAGCAUCAGGGAAUGUUCCAGAGCUGGAAAAGCUGAAGAAGAAAUCAGGCUCCAUCUCGGAUAUCACAGUGAACUUAAAGCUCCAAUUUAUUAGCUGCUUUAUGAGUUUACAGUUUAAUCAGUGGAUGCUCUGUUAUAAUGAAAUAAUUUUUCCCUUAUUUAAUAAAUUUUAAUGUCACAGAAAUUCUUUAUAGCUUAUAAUAUACAGGUAUAAAUACUGUACAAAGCCGGAACACCAGCGUCUGCUGGGUAGUUGAAGUCAAAUAUUUAUCUUUUUUUUUUUUUUUUUUUGAGUAUCUUGGAGAGAGAUGAUUAUUUGGGCAGUGAAUGCUAUGUCUGUGUGUGUGCACGUUGCCGAGCGCUCAUGCGUGACUGUAUGUAUGUGUGAGAAAGAUAAAAACCACUUCAUGUGUUUUAAGUUUGUGCUGCUUUUUCAUUUUCCCUUCCAAAGGGGAAAUACCGCCAUCAAAGGGACCAAGUCAGCUGGUGUGUUUUCCAGCCAAGGGGAUCCCAGCUCUUUAAAGAAUGUCGGAUGUGUAUAAAAACGCCUACAUUCACUGCUUAACAGCCAUACAACAACUGUAAUGUACAGUACAGUUCCUGUGUACAGUUUAGUGGACAAAUGCCAUCCUAUUCUUGAAAUCUCUUGUUACCCACCCACUCCCAAACCCAUCCCCUCCUGUCUUUAAAGUGUUUGCUCAAUAGCAACCAAACAAGAACAUAAAGUCA